Prosopis cineraria is the source of this 1745-nucleotide messenger RNA. RefSeq names its product UDP-glycosyltransferase 73C5-like. Gene Ontology annotation, molecular function: UDP-glycosyltransferase activity. The record is from RefSeq and is a predicted model, not a curated record. Lineage: Eukaryota; Viridiplantae; Streptophyta; Magnoliopsida; Fabales; Fabaceae. The transcript has a single exon. The coding region runs from base 56 to 1534 and encodes 492 amino acids.
GUUGAAAGGAAUUCAAUAAAGCAUAUCACAUAUCCCGCCUCUUAACAAGAAAGGAAUGGCUUCCCCAGCAUCUGAACUUCACUUCGUCUUGUUUCCCUUGAUGUCCCCUGGCCACAUGAACCCCAUGAUUGACGUAGCCAGAAUUUUGGCUCACCAUAACGUGAUUGUCACUGUGGUCACAACGCCACAUAAUGCAGCUCGUUUCGCAACAAUUUUUGCUCGGUUUUCGGCGGCUGGGCUUUCAAUCCGAUUAAUGCAGCUUCAAUUUCCAUAUGAAGAGGCUGGAAUGCCAGAUGGGUGUGAGAAUUUUGACAUGCUACCUUCACUGGGCAUGGGCUUGAGCUUCUACGAGUCGCUAAGCAUCCUGCAGAAACCUGCGGAAAAAGUGUUCCAGGAGUUAACACCUCAACCAAACUGCAUAAUCUCUGAUGUGGGUUUGCCAUAUACAGCCAACAUCGCCAGCAAAUAUAAUAUUCCUAGGAUUUCUUUUUACGGAGUAAGUUGCUUCUGUCUUCUAUGUAUGCUCAAAACCGGCAUUCAUAAUGUUUUUGAGAACAUCAAGGAAGAAUGGGAAUACUUUGUUAUACCUGGCUUGCCUGAUAAAAUUGAGAUCACCAAAGCCCAGUUACCAGGACCACAGGAGAGCUGGAAGGAGUUUAUCGGCAAAAUGUCUGAAGCUGAAAUGGCCACUUAUGGGACAAUCAUGAAUUCUUUUGAAGACUUGGAGCCAGCAUAUGCAACAGAAUACAAGAAGGCAAGAAAGGAUAAACUAUGGUGUAUCGGCCCUGUUUCACUCAGCAACAAGGAUGACUUGGAUAAGGCUCACAGAGGGAACAAGUCCUCAAUUGACGAGAACAAAUGCUCGGAUUGGCUUGAUUUGCAGAAACCAAGGGCCGUUAUUUAUGUGUGCCUUGGAAGCAUGUGCAAUCUAACUCCUUUGCAAUUAAAAGAGCUUGGUUUGGCUUUGGAAGCAUCAAACAGGCCAUUCAUUUGGAUUAUUAGGGGAGGAAGUCACUCAGAAGAACUGUACAAUUGGAUUAAGGGAGAUGGGUUUGAGGAAAGGACCAAAGGGAGGAGCCUUUUGAUCCGAGGCUGGGCUCCUCAGGUACUAAUAUUGUCACACACGGCAAUUGGAGGGUUCAUAACGCACUCUGGUUGGAACUCGACUAUAGAAGCAAUAUGUGCUGGUGUGCCAAUGCUAACAUGGCCAUUAUUCGGGGAUCAGUUUUUAAAUGAGAAAUUCGUUGUGCAAAUAUUGGGAAUUGGGGUGAGGGUUGGGGUGGAGAGCCCGGUAAGCUGGGGCGAGGAAGAGAAAAUAGGGGUGCUGGUGAAGAAAGAAGAUAUUCAGACGGCAAUACAAAGGUUGAUGGAUGAGACAGACGAAAGUGAAGAAAGAAGAAGAAAGGCUAUGAGGCUUGCACAGAUGGCUAAGAGAGCUGUAGAAGAAGGUGGGUCUUCAGUCUUGAACGUGAGCCUGCUCAUCCAAGAUAUCAGGGAACAAAGAAAAACAAAAAAGAGUAGUGCUCUUUCUUAGUAGAUAAAAUAUGUCGACUAUCUAUUUAAGAUAAUUAUUUCAUGCCAAUAAGUUCCAAACCCCCAGUGUGUCUGUAAUGCAAAUGAAAUUAUAAAUCCACUUACUCAGCAAGCCAUAUGUGUGUGUGUAUCUUAGCAUGUCAUUAUUUCCAAAUUUAGCAUCGCACGAGAUUAGAUCAAUCUCGAGUAGAGCUCAAUUUUAUUCGGUUGUU